Patella vulgata (common limpet) is the source of this 2801-nucleotide messenger RNA. RefSeq names its product trafficking protein particle complex subunit 11. The coding region runs from base 174 to 2801 and encodes 875 amino acids. The record is from RefSeq and is a predicted model, not a curated record. The transcript has 26 exons. Lineage: Eukaryota; Metazoa; Mollusca; Gastropoda; Patellidae.
GUCGGACUUCCUUUCUACUGUCGGUACAGUUCUGUGCCUAUUAUGGUUCAAUGCAAAUGGUUUUGUUCAUGUUGUUAGUGGAAAAGCAAAAUGUAUAAAUAUUAGAUCUGAUUUUGUGAAUGACAUAUUAAAUUGAUUAUUUCUGUUUGAAGUGUUAGUGUUUCAUCAACAAGAUGUCGUGGGCCAAUGAACUUCCAUCAGAAUUGUUAUGUCGUCCUACAGGCCUAGUGGUCUUAACUGGUUUGGAUAUAACAUAUAAUGCUAUUCAUAAAUCUAUCUGGGAUUCAUUCUGUAACAAUCGUCGUUCUGAUCGAGUUCCUCUCAAAUUCAAUGUAAUGGAAGCAGAUCAUGUCUAUCCUAAAAGUAAAUCUAAAAGAACAUCCUAUCAGUGGUAUAUACCUAAAGGUAUUUUAAAGAGAAGUUGGAUGAAAAAACAUUUAAAUGAAGUACCUGCUGUUGUUGUGGUGUUUUUUGAUCUUGACUGGGAUGAAAACCUGUGGAAAGAGAAACAGAUGGAAUGUGCUACUAGAGUUGAAAUAGUCAGGAAUAGUUUACAGGGUCAAGGAACAAAAGUAUCAGUUGUGUUAAUACAGAAGAAUACUCCUCUACCACCAGGUGAAGAUUUGAUAGCAUCAGAAAGAGCAGCAUCUUUAUGUAGUAUGUGUGAUAUAUCAGCUAAAUCCCUGUAUGUUCUACCGCAUACUGAUCAUCUUAUAGGUUAUACUAUCAGAUUGGAGAAUGCUUUCUAUGAACAAUCACAGAGUUAUUAUCAUACUGAAGCCAGGAAAGUUAAAUCACAUAAAGAUUUCUUAAAUAAAACAACACAUCAGUUGUUGUAUGUGAGACAUCAGUUUAAGAUAGCUUUCUUUAAUGAACUAAAACAAGACACACACACAUCUCUCAAACAUUAUAAACAGGCAUAUGGUUAUAUGUUAGAUUUAAGAAUGUACGAUACCAAUAUGUUAGAGAUUAAAACUAUGGCUGGAUUUCUUAAUUACAAGUUAUGUCGGUUAUCAUUUCAACAUAAUACACCCUUAGAUGCCAUCGCUCAGUUUCGUAAACAUAUUGAUUUCUUUAAAUCUAGAACAGGUACACCAGAAUUAGCGUUUGAAAACAGUGCUUGGAUGUCUAAACAGUUUCAGGUAUUUGGUGAUUUAUUUGAUGAAGCUAUAAAAUUAGGAUUAACAGCUUUACAGACACAACAUCCUGGUUUUUAUUAUCAGCAAGCAGCUAAUCAUUCUAUAACUAGAAAACAACUAUGUCAAGCUUUAUGUACUCACACAGGAGAUCUUCCACAGAAUACAGUUUUGGAUGGUCUAGAUAAUCUAGAAUAUUUUGGUCAGAGACCUUGGCGACAGGGUCAUCAGAGUAUUGAUCCACCAGAUGCCCAGAAAGAGAGAGAUGGUAUUAUAGCUUUACAGAUACGAGAAAAACAAGAAGAUCAUUGUUGGAUCAUUAUACCAUUAUUAAGUAGCGCUGUAGCUCAGUUUAAAAAAUAUAAAUCACCCAGAAUGAAAAGACAUUUAAUGGUCCAAAUGGGAGAAGAAUAUUUCCAUGCUAAAGAUUAUGGAAAAGCUUUAAUGUUAUUAAAUAAAGUUAUGUGGGAUUAUAGAACUGAAAGAUGGUCACCUAUAUUAACAUCUAUAUUAAACCUAUCAUUAAAGUGUGCUUAUCUAACAGCUAGAAUACAAGACUAUAUAUCCACCUGUAUGGAACUAAUUGGUCAAUACUCACAAUGUUCUAUAGAAGAUAAGUCUAGAAUAGAGAAAAAUAUAUUUAAAGUUAUGUCAAAUGAGUUGCCUGAUCCUGAACCAGGUUUAGAACAGACGGCAGUAGAGUCUGCUAAAACACAAUGGUUGACGGCUAAAUCUUCACCUAAUUUAUUCACCAUAGAGAUGUCAACAUUAGUUUCAUUCAUUGAAUGUAAGGCAAGAUUUAUUGGUGAUACUACAUCAGCAGAUUCUAAAGUCAAGUUAGAAGUUUGUCUUCGUGUAAGCUGCCCUCAGCCAAUUAGGUUUUCAAAAUUAUCAGUAUUAUUUAAUAACCAGAUCCAUAAUAGUAAAUGUGAGAUGUCAGAUGGUAGAGGUAUAACUGCAGCAUCAUCUCCACUCGAAGCAGACGGUGCUGAUCUCUAUUUGUUACCAGGGAAACCAAGAACUUACAGUUUCUCUUUUCUACCGUCUGCUGAAGAUGUUGGACGACAGAUUGAGAUAUCAUCUGUAGCAUUAGAGUUGGGUAAUAGUGAUAAUGGUUGUUGUGCUGUAUUAAGAUGGGUUGGUACAGGAGCUGAUGCUAGUGGUUCAACAUCUAAUACAAUGUUUAAACAACCCAUUACACCAUUCUCUGUAACACCAGCUAAAACUACAGAUAUAGAAAAAUGGUUACAAUUUAAAACUAAUCCUGUCAUUAAGGUUGUAUCAAGAAAAGCUAAAUUAGAUAUGACAUUGAUACAUCAAGCACCAAGUCUAUUAAAUGAAUUUUAUCAAGUACAGAUAGUUAUACAGAAUAAAGAAGAUAGCAAGAUUACUGAUGUCAGUUUAUAUAUAGCAUUACAGAAUGAAGAAGAAUAUCCACAAGAUCCUGGAGCUCACAUCAGUAUAGAUAAAGCAAGUUUUAAUGGUAAAAUGCAAGUCAAUGAAGAACUAGUUUUACCAGAUUUAGAACCUGGUCAGAAAUUGGAAAAGUGUUUCUUUAUGAAAUGUUUUCAACCUGGUGCAAGAUCCAUUUUAACAAAGGUGAAAUAUACUGUAUCAGUAACAGUUGGUAUACAGAGUUUAACAUGUUUUAUUGUUAUUAUUUAG